AUGAGCGGUGGACAGAAUCUGCAGCACUUGUCGCCUGCAGAGCAGGCGGCAGUGAUGAAAGAGUUGAACCAUUUACACAUAAAGGAUACCAUGGAUACAUACAACUCGGUGGUGGAGCGUUGUUUCAACGAGUGCAUUACUCAGUUCCGAGCAAAGGACCUUGAUGAUACUGAGCAACAAUGUGUGCGGCGUUGUGUGCGGAAGUUCAUGCUGUUCUCGCAGCGGGUCGGGCUUCGCUUCGCGGAGAAAAAUAUGGACGCUGGAAGUAAAUGA
Molecule: messenger RNA, 273 nt
Organism: Neospora caninum
Lineage: Eukaryota; Apicomplexa; Conoidasida; Eucoccidiorida; Sarcocystidae
Product: putative tim10/DDP zinc finger domain-containing protein
Exons: 1
Coding region: 1-273 (90 amino acids)
Source: RefSeq, a predicted model, not a curated record